AUGCCUUCCGUAGAAGGUCGGAGUGACCAACAACUUUCCAAGACCUUCAAGAAAGCCACGGGAGAAGAACGUCCCCGACCUACUCGAAUCACCGAGACCCCAUCAGCUAAGGAGGAUCACUGCCAGAGCGAAGAGUAUCAAGAUAAGUACGAUGACGAGAUCGCACGCUCCUACUGCAAAGUGCGCACUGUUUUGCUGAAAAUUAAUACAGACAACAAUCAUGUGUUCCACCCGGCGGUGGUGGAGGCGCAGCGUUGUGUGGGCCACUGCGCGCAGAGCGGAGUGUCGUGCCAGGCCACGCACAAGGAGAAGCGAAGGGUGCAGGUAACGCGCAAAAACGCUAUGGGCGUAACCAAGUGCGGGCAAGUGGAGGUGGAGGACCAUAAGGACUGUGACUGUUUAUAAAGCAAAUAAAACAAGGCCUGCGUUACACCAGUGCCAGCCAGCGGUUCCGGAGCAGACAUCAGCCGGGCUUCCUCUAGUCGCUCACGGGUGCACGUUCCCUGCCACGCCCACCCCCGUGAGACCCUCCGGCCGUCGCCCGCCCCCAGCUCUGGCCUCCGCCGGCGACCGCCGCAGGCCCGGAGCUGACCAGGGCGGGACCUGCUCAAGCGUAGAAACCCCACGUGCCCAUGGGUGGGACGAGGUUUAAUGAAGCGUGCCAUAUACUUGCAAUUACAUCUUUGUGCUGUUUUGAAUGGAACAGAUAAUUUUCAGAGAUAUAAUUGCUGAUUCAGUUUAAGUGUUCAUGAGGAUUUUGUAGAAAGUUUAACCUAUCCAAUGAAUUUCUCUUUUGUAUUUAGAUAAUCAGACUUUUUCUUACUUAACAGAAUGAAAAAUACUUACAAUUAGUAUUUUAAUAUACGAGUUGUACUGGGAAUAAACGCAAACUUGAACAUUCUGUCUUAAAAAAUAAGUUUUGAAAGAUUCGAGUAUUGAAGAAUAAACAAAAAUAAUGUACGAUUAUGUUUUUGCUGAUCAAUUUUCAAAUCAUGAAGACAAUGCACACAAAAGUGUAUAUUUUCAUAAUAACUCUUUAUAAUACAAUUACGCGUUUCAACUUUUUAAACUGCUGCUGAGUUAUGACAUUUGUGUAUAUAUCACUUUAUACAGACUGAGACGAAACGAAUAAUAAAAACACAUAUUUAGUGAAAAUUGUAUUCAAAUCAUUUUAAUUUUUAAUUUUUUCGGUACUUGAGCAACGAUAAUGAAAAUCCUCCAAUCUGCUCAAAAUACAAUUGCGAUUUUUUAUUUAGUUACAACAUAAAUUAACUUAAUGCUACGGCGUGCCAAAUUUUAUAUUGCAUGACAUUGUCUACUCGUAAUCCACGUAUAAGAAUGUAUUUAUAAUGCAAGUAAAAUUGGGUUUUGGCCGUUCCUGGCCUACUAUGCUUCGGAUUGGUUCCCCUUUCGCUCCGGCUGCGAAAGACGUCCUUCGUACAAAGAAGCUGCGCCAGCCCAUGGCCCGCGCACUUCCACCUUUAUUUUAAGAUACUUGCUUUUGUUCUAAUGUUUAUGAUAAUAAAUAACAAUUUGGUAUCCUCUGUUUUCAUUGCGUUUUGUCAAACAUUUGCCUCCUUUCUGUAUGGCUCUUCCUCCAACUGGCUCCUUUUAUUCUUAGGUUUACUGUAUUUAUUGAGUAAUCUCCUAUUUAAUUUUGCUUUGUC
Molecule: messenger RNA, 1667 nt
Organism: Gryllus bimaculatus (two-spotted cricket)
Lineage: Eukaryota; Metazoa; Arthropoda; Insecta; Orthoptera; Gryllidae
Source: the annotation of a GenBank genome assembly